This is a messenger RNA of Ruditapes philippinarum (Manila clam), 2593 nucleotides long. RefSeq lists its product as uncharacterized. The record is from RefSeq and is a predicted model, not a curated record. The transcript is spliced from 2 exons. NCBI's taxonomy places the organism in Eukaryota, Metazoa, Mollusca, Bivalvia, Venerida, Veneridae. Bases 74 to 2182 code for a protein of 702 amino acids.
GAAAGAGGAAGUGCAAAAUUGAAAUUUUACGAAUCAACAUUGGAAAAGAAUUUAUUCAUCCUCAAAACAAAAAAUGUUUCAGUCACCUGAAUAUUGUAGAACUUUGUCACUGAAAUUAUCUGAGGUAUUAGAGGAUGUUGGUGUAAAUGAGAAAAUGGUGAUGAAAAGAAGAAAAAUGUUCAUGCUGAGGGAGAGUUUAGGUACGAUUAUGCUCAGAUCAACUGGUGAAAAGAGAACUUUGUAUCAUCUUGGGAGUCAGAUUGAAGGUACCACUACUAUAGGACUUCGUUCAGAUCUUGACACGGUAAUUGUAGAUUAUGACUAUAAUGUGAUACAAGACUGGGCAGAGUGGGAACAAAGUAAGAUAAAUCUUCUUAUGAUACAGGAUGAGAAUGUAACACCAGGAUAUUGUUUUCUACAACUACUUCGAUCUGAUGAACCUCUUUUUGAGACAAACAUUCCUGAUGAACAUUACAUAAGAGAUAGCAAUGGGAGAAUAUUAUUAAAAAAUACAUUCGUAAUACUUUUAAUUGAUGAAAAUAUUGAGCGACACGGGCCAUCAAAUGCGAUAUCCAGGAAUGAUGAAUAUUGUGACCUUGACAUUGUAAUUGCUUAUCCUUGUAAUUCAAGGCUUCAAUCAGUAUCACAAUUCCUAGAAAGACCCGGUGUUAUGAGGUGGUUAUUAUCUGAAAGUGUCAGAUAUGCUGCUAGCUGUGAUUGUUUUGUUGUUGGUACUAGUAGCAAGAUUGCUAGAUAUCCAGAAUUAGAGUGGAGAAUAUCUACUUCUGUACCAGAGAGAUGUUUGAUGUUCAAUCUAAAUAUUACACAAUUACAAUGCUAUGUUUUAAUGAAAAUAUUUUUGAAAACUUUUCUGAAUGCACAAAAUGUAAGUGCCCUUUCAAGUUUUAUGUGUAAAACCGUUUUAUUACAUUGUGUUGAAAAUACAAAACAAAACAUAUGGAAAAGGGACAAUCUUUUUACAUGUUUAUCAUACUGCUUGCUAGAACUCCAUAGCUAUAUUCAAAAUGAAAAUUGCCCGCAUUUCAUUAUUUCUGAUAACAACUUAAUGGCCGGACAAUUUACAGCUGAAGAGAAGCGAGACGUUUUACAGAAAUUAUGUGACAUGAUACAGAGCGAUGGUAAAUGUUUACUGCGAAUAAGCAUGGAUAAUAUUAGCCACAGAUUACAGGUCAAGCUAAGUUCAUUUGUUCAUAUUGUAUGUAAUAUUCCAACCUCACUUGAGAUACACGAAGACCGUUCGUCUCAACUUUUCAUCAAUCUAAUGACGGGGAUAAGCGGUGGAAUAUUAGUGUUUAAUAAUUAUUUAUCAAAUGACCACAUAUGUUAUCUCAAACAAAUAAUCUUAAGGCUGACAUACUAUAGUAUACGUGGAAAUAAACUGGAACAGCUUGCAAUUCGUUAUCUGUUACCAUUUCUUAGUUCCACACUAGGUCUUACAACGGCGUCAACGAGGAUUGGAGAGAAUUAUCCAGUUCCAUAUGAAGCAUUGAAGUGGCUUACAUUCGGUUUGAACUCAGAUGUUACAUCUGGCAGAUUAAAACUAGCUUCAAUGUUCUACUGUGUAGGUGAUAUGGAUAGAGCAGAGUUCAUUCUGAGACAAACUGAAAGUCGAUAUAACUCUUUUAUUGUUGAACCUGUAUGUGGCUGCUGGCCUCAUCCUUGGACACGUCGGUCUGCUGAAUUUAAAAGGAAAUGCAGUGAACUAAGUGAAAAUUACAUCAAUAGUAUCACAUCAUGUUGUGUAAUAUUCAUGCAGACAGAAGUAAAUUGUGUGCCUCGAGAAUUGCGGUAUGAAAUGAUGAGAUCUACUCAAGAUGAUAUGCCAUAUAGAAGUAUGUUCGAAAUUCUAUGGAUGAACUAUGCUGUUGUUGAUUCCCUCCCUUAUAUCUACUUCUUGCAGUACAAGACAUACGGUUAUCUACAAAGACAUCAGGAUCAACAACGGGCACUGAGUAACCUUGCGAAGGUUAGCUUUACAGGUAAAAACUUUGGUCACAGGGAGACAGCUCUCAAUCUUCUCGGUCAAUGUAUGGAACAAGAGGACAAACCAAGGGGAGCAUUACAGUGCUAUAUGCUUUCCUUUCAACAUAGAGAACGAAACAAUGCUGCCAAAUUUCAUAUUUGUAAUUUACUUAGAAAGUAUGUUUCGUCCCCAAUCUAAAUGUUACAUCAGGGGGUUGCCAGAAUGGGUAUGCACCCCCUUCUGUUUGGGGGGUUUGGUAGACGUUCAAAGUUCCCUUUACGGGUAUAAACUGACAAAGUUUGAGUUAAACGUUAACAACUUUGUUAAAUUGUGUACUUAACCAAAAUGUUAUCUAUUGUUAGUUUGCCACAAACAUUCAGUAAAUUCGCAGUUAUAUUUUCGUAUUAUAUAAUGCCGUGUUAACAAACAAAUCAAAGUUGUAUUGUGAUCAUAUCAUCAUAUAAUCAUAAAUAACAUCACAUUUGUUAAGUACAUGUAAAUAUGAUAUAAUUUAUCCAAGGCUAAAAUCACUGAUGAAAAUACAAUUUAUUUGCGAUGUUUAUUUUUUUUUUUUGAUUGAAGUUUAUUGUUGGCUGCAAUAAAACUAAU